GAACUUUGCCGUAGCCUGCGUUCAUGUUCUCAGAGCGCUUCCAGCAAUACCUUUGAGCGAUCAACCCGACAUACCAUGACUCGCUGCCCUAAAACAUUCACGAACCGUGAGUUAUUUUCUCAAACCAGGAUAUUUCGCACGGCUGAACUCCACAAUGACCAAGGACCAUCGCAUCGAGUACAACUGGGUCAAGGGUGUAGAGACACUCGAAAAAUAUCAGCCUGGGGGUUAUCAUCCCAUCAUGAUUGGAGACGUGCUAAAUGACAGAUACCACAUUGUCGACAAACUUGGUUAGGGCUCUGUCUUCUUCUUUUCUGUCAUCCUCGCCCGUGCGCCCCGGACAUGGUUUAGUACCUCUUCUCCUAGAUGAAUUCAUAGUGCAAGGUCCUAAUGGAAACCAUACGUGCUACACGGUGACCCCUGCACAAUGCAAUCUCAGAGAGAUCUCCUUUAGCCGUCUUUUCUCCCUCAGAGUUGCCCGGGCACUAUCAUAUGGGCUUACACAGGCCGUUGCUUAUACACAUUCUCAGAACUAUGUCCACGGAGAUAUUCAUCUAGGAAACGUUUUGGUCAAUCUCCCGUCGAGCUUCGAUGACUUAUCCAUAAAGCAAUUAUAUGAAAAGUAUGGUGAGCCCGAGACAGUCCCUGUCACACGAUGUGACGGGGAACCAUUACCCUCUAAUGCCCCAGCCAAGGCGGUUGUGCCGCUGUUCCUAGGGAAAUAUGCAGAGUUCUCAUUAUCCGACGCGCGCCCGCUUCUGAGUGACUUCGGUGAAGCGUUUUCACCCGCUUCAAAAGUCCGUCUUGGGAAAGACUGCCAUACGCCACCUGCAUUUCGAGCUCCAGAAGCCAAAUUCGAACCGCAGGUCCCCCUAGCAUAUCCCUCUGACAUCUGGAGCCUGGCUACGGCAAUCUGGGAGAUCGUCGGAAUGAAAGCCAUUUUUAGCACCGAUUACGUGCAUGGGGACGAAAUAGUGUCUCAACAAAUUGAUGUACUUGGACGUAUUCCUUUGGAGUGGUGGCGGCGGUGGGAAGGACGACCUCGGUUUUUCGAUGAACAGGGGUGCCCAACAGAAUCCUACAGCGGAAACAGAUGGCCUCCACUUCAGGAGUCAUUUGAGGUCUGUGUGCAGAGAUGGAGACGGAAAGUGGACCAACUGCAUUAUUAUUUCUCUAUGAUGACCGUACUUCACUGACCCGACAAGGUUCCUACAUUUAAAGAAAAGAGCACGCGGGACAGAAUGUUACUGUAGCCAUACAGACCAAGCAAAUUGAUGACCGACAAUUUCGCAGCAUGAGUAACUCUGACAGCACUGAUUCUAU
Messenger RNA from Aspergillus uvarum CBS 121591, 1323 nucleotides. RefSeq names its product kinase-like protein. Gene Ontology annotation, molecular function: protein serine/threonine kinase activity; ATP binding. Gene Ontology annotation, cellular component: nucleus; cytoplasm. Gene Ontology annotation, biological process: intracellular signal transduction; protein phosphorylation. The coding region runs from base 261 to 1196 and encodes 311 amino acids. The record is from RefSeq and is a predicted model, not a curated record. The transcript has 5 exons. NCBI's taxonomy places the organism in Eukaryota, Fungi, Ascomycota, Eurotiomycetes, Eurotiales, Aspergillaceae.